AUGGCCAGUGCCGAUAUUGACACAAUUGCGUUGACACGCCUUGCGGCAAAACGACUAAAGCAAAUCUCAGUGGAAGGGCUCUCCUCGGAAGUACACACCAAGGCCACUCACUGUCUCGUCGACACUCUCGGAGCCAUCGCGGUGGGACUGACAGGGCCUCUGGCAGCAAGCAUGCGCAUGUACGCAACUCGCGACAUUGACAGACCACAAUCAUACGCCUUUGCCAUUGGCAAGAAGACCAGUGCAGAGACCGCAGCGUUUACGAAUGCAGUCCUGGCGCACACGGCUUUACGCGAUGAUAUGCAUCUUGAGUCUGUCGCUCAUAUCGGCUCGAUCGUGAUUCCUUCUGCGCUUGCUGUAGCUCAACGGGACAGCUGGAAUGGCGACCAACUCCUCAAAGCAAUCGUGGGUGGCUAUGAAAUGGGAGCACUGCUCGGGACGUCGCUACAUGCGAGCGGAAAAAUGAAUUCGCAUUUUCGUGCCAGUGGCAUGAUUGGGGCUUUCGCUGCCGCAGGUAGUAUCGCUUGCGGCGAAUCCAGUGAUGAAGCCACCACCGCUAAUGCUUUGGGCUUGGCUGUCAACGCGGCCUGUGGCGUCAAUGAAUGGGCGUGUGGUGGCACCCCUGAGAUCUUCAUCCACGUGGGUACGGCCGCCCGCUCGGGCAUCACCAGCCAUGCACUUGCAAAAGUCGGCGUGGUCUCAAGCCCGGAAGUACUCGAGGGCAAGCACGGCCUGUUCAAUGCUCUAGGAGUCUUGCCAGAUGCCCCCUCCACAUUCACCAAAUGGCUCCAGUUGUCCAGCCUCGGUCGUGGCAUCCUCGACGUGAAAUGGAAACCGGCGGGCUGCUGCAACUACACGCAAACAACCACAUCACUCGCGCUCAAGAUCAGUCGUAUGCCAGGGUUCGCUGUCACAGAUGUGAGAUCGAUCGAUAUAACCACUACGACCGCUGCUAUCCGAUAUCCAGGCUGCGACAACGCGGGACCACUCCAUAGCACCUUGCAAGGGAUGAUGUCGAUCCAGUACGGAGUCAGCGUGGCAUUGCUCCUUGGUCGGCUCAGCGAAGCAUCGUGGGAUCCAUUAUGCAACCCGGACACCGCUUCAUUGAUGCGUAGAUGCAAUUUAUCGGCUUCGCCCGCUUUCGAUGAGGCGUAUCGACAAGGACUGCAGCCAGCACGCAUUGUCAUUACGUUGGAGGACGGCAACGUCAUUGAGCAAGAAGCUGCUGAUGUCCCCUGGAUGGAGUCGAGCGAAGUGUUAGCACGAAGUGUUCGAGAAAUCGGUGAACACGUUCCCGCUGAGCGAGCUCAGCAGUUGGUGGAACUUUGCUUGGAUGUUGACCAGUUGGAGAAUUGUGAGAAAUUAGAGGCGUGUCUUUUCUGA
Molecule: messenger RNA, 1383 nt
Organism: Zasmidium cellare ATCC 36951
Lineage: Eukaryota; Fungi; Ascomycota; Dothideomycetes; Mycosphaerellales; Mycosphaerellaceae
Exons: 2
Coding region: 1-1383 (460 amino acids)
Molecular function (GO): lyase activity
Source: RefSeq, a predicted model, not a curated record